This is a messenger RNA of Equus caballus (horse), 597 nucleotides long. The record is from RefSeq and is a predicted model, not a curated record. Lineage: Eukaryota; Metazoa; Chordata; Mammalia; Perissodactyla; Equidae.
GCCGGGGGAGGGGCGGGGCCUUGCCGGGCCCCGGAUGAGGCCCCGCCCCCGCCCGCGGAACCGGAAGUGGAGCCGGGCGCCUGGGAGCGGCGGGCGCGGAGGGGCCGGGGCUGGAGCAGGAGCCGAGUGGGGCCGGACCGACCCAGGCGGCGACGGAACCCCUCCCAAAUGCCUGGGGACUCCUCCUUGGAUUACUGGGUUUGAAACAGAAUUUUGUGAACGGCCUUUUACCUUCGACCGGGAGGAAAGAUGUGGAAAGCUUCAGCCGGCCACGCUGUGUCCCUCAGCCAGGACGAUGGGGGAGCCGACGACUGGGAAACCGACCCCGAUUUUGUGAAUGAUGUCAGCGAAAAAGAGCAAAGAUGGGGGGCCAAAACCGUGCAGGGGUCUGGGCACCAGGAGCACAUCAACAUUCACAAGCUGAGAGAGAAUGUUUUUCAAGAACACCAGACCCUCAAGGAGAAAGAGCUUGAAACGGGGCCAAGAGCCUCCCACGGUUAUGGAGGGAAGUUUGGCGUGGAGCAGGACAGGAUGGACAAGGUGAGUGCACGGGCUGCAGGGCCGUGGGCCUGGCGGCUGUGACCCUGCACGUGGCUG